Mercurialis annua (annual mercury) is the source of this 1472-nucleotide messenger RNA. Its product is annotated as bZIP transcription factor 11-like. Gene Ontology annotation, biological process: positive regulation of DNA-templated transcription. Gene Ontology annotation, cellular component: nucleus. The record is from RefSeq and is a predicted model, not a curated record. The transcript has a single exon. Gene Ontology annotation, molecular function: DNA-binding transcription factor activity; transcription cis-regulatory region binding. NCBI's taxonomy places the organism in Eukaryota, Viridiplantae, Streptophyta, Magnoliopsida, Malpighiales, Euphorbiaceae. The coding region runs from base 636 to 1121 and encodes 161 amino acids.
CAUUCCCUCUCAAAAACCUCUUCUCUUCUCUACUCUCCCCUCCCUAUACGUUUUAGCUUUUCUUGCUCUUUCAUUCUUCAAGAGCCGAGGUUCUGCUGCUUUAAUUAAUUUUCUUAAUUUCUCUUUUCUUUUCUGGGUUUCUUGAAAUUAUAUAUAUAUACAAGAAACCAAGAUCUUGAUAAUUCUGAAAGGAUCUGUUGGUGAAAAUAUGCUGGUGAAUCUUGAUGCCGCGUGAUUUGAAAUUAAUGUUGGAGAGUGAGACUGAUGUCUCCAGUUGUUAGUGAAAUCCUCCGUUCCGGGUUUACGAUCGAUUCCUCUCUAAGACGCAGGACCCAUCUUGUUCAAUCUUUCUCUGUUGUUUUUCUUUACUGGUUCUAUGUUUUUUCAUGAAUAAUCUGUCCAUUACUGCCUCAAUUAUAUAUUACUAGUAUACAUAGUUAGAAUAUUUAGCCAGCUCUAUAUAUAUAUUAAUUGAUUAAUUAAUUAAUUAAUUAACCAGAAAUUAUAGCAGCUAUCUGGGUCCUGCGUCUUGAGGUUCUUCAUCAGGUAAGAUCAAGAUCCAAGAUUUAAUUAAAAAAAUCUCAGAUUUCAUUGAGGUUUUUUUUCAUCAGACACUAUAUAGGCAAUAUAUUUGUAUGGCGUCUUCUAGUGGAAAUUCCUCAGGUUCCUCCUCUCAGCUUCAGAAUUCAGGAUCUGAAGAUGUUGUGAUGGAUCAAAGAAAAAGAAAGAGAAUGCAAUCCAACAGAGAAUCUGCAAGAAGAUCAAGAAUGAGAAAACAGAAACAUCUCGAUGAUUUGAUGUCACAGGUUACCCAGCUAAGGAAAGACAACAGCCAAAUCUUGACAAGUAUUAACAUCACCACACAACAUUUCUUGAAUGUUGAAGCUGAAAAUUCUAUUUUAAGGGCACAAAUGAUGGAAAUUAGCCAAAGACUUGACUCUUUAAAUGAGAUCCUCAACUUUAUCAACACUACAACAGCAAACAAUGGGAUUUAUGGAAACCAUCAUCAUCAUCAAGAUCAUGCAGCUGGUGGAGUUGCUGCCGACAGCUUCAUGAACCCAUUAAAUCUAAUUUAUCUUAAUCAGCCCAUCAUGGCAUCUCCUGAUUUGUUCCAGUAUUGAUGAUGGAUGUGUGAUUAAGGCUUGGGAUGGGUCAAUUUCUGAUUGUCUUUCUUUAUAAACAUAAAAGAGAUGACUUAUGAGUGGUGUUGUGUUCAUGGUUUUCAUGAGUGGACAGAGGAAAAACUUAAGGGGCCUUUUCUAUAUUUUGUCAUUAAUUAGCUACUACAUGAUGUUAGUUUAAUUUUAGGGUGAGAAAUAUUGGAAUGGAAAAAAAGUGUAGCUAAUUAUUUAGUUGAUGGAAAUGGUGAUUGGUAAUUUGGCUUGUAAUGGGUCACUAUAAACAUGGUGUCAAUUGGCCUUAUAUUAUGUAAUGUUGGCAUUAUCAAUAAUCUUUAGCAUGUAUUAUGUUAA